Candida dubliniensis CD36 is the source of this 807-nucleotide messenger RNA. RefSeq names its product Slp2p (gene SLP2). Gene Ontology annotation, cellular component: membrane. NCBI's taxonomy places the organism in Eukaryota, Fungi, Ascomycota, Pichiomycetes, Serinales, Debaryomycetaceae. The transcript has a single exon. The record is from RefSeq and is a predicted model, not a curated record. Bases 1 to 807 code for a protein of 268 amino acids.
AUGUAUAUAUUUAUAAUGUUAUCCCAAAUAAUAUCUAAACCAAAUGUUUAUCGUCAAUCAGGAUAUGUUUUCUACCGUCAAUUUACAAAUCGUGGUCCCUUAUCAUUAUUAAGUCCAACCACUCCUACCACUCCUCCACCUACAACUUCUUCUUCUUCUUCUUCACCAUCAGUACAACCACCUUCUUCUUCUUCUUCUUCAUCUAGUUCUAGUAAUGUUACCACUUCCAUUUUCCCUUCAACAACAACAAGAACAACAACUAGUACCAUUACUCCACCAACAUUUUUCCAAACCAAACCAUUACCAACUAAUACUAUUAUUAAAUUUGUACCACAAGAAGAAGCAUGGAUUGUGGAAAGAAUGGGUAAAUUCCAUCGUAUUUUACCUCCUGGAUUAGCUAUUUUAGCUCCUAUAAUUGAUAAAAUCAGUUAUGUUCAAAAUUUGAAAGAAAUGGCUUUGGAAUUACCUUUACAAAAUGCUAUUACAUUAGAUAAUGUGAAAAUUAAAUUAAAUGGUAUAAUAUAUAUUAAAAUUAUUGAUCCUUAUAAAGCUAGUUAUGGAAUUGAUGAUUAUAAAUAUUCUAUAUUAAAAUUAAUUGAAUCGAGAUUAAAUUUACAAAUUGGGAAAUUAGAAUUAUCGAAAAUUUUGAAAAAUCGAGAAUUACUAAAUGAUUUAAUUAUUAAAAUUAUUAAUGACGCUGCUAAAGAAAAUUGGGGUAUUGAAUGUGUUAGAUUUGAAAUUAAAGAUAUUAUCCCACCACAAAAUAUUGUGGAUAAUUAUAUUGAUAAAUUUAUCAAAUUACAAUAA